AUGCCAUCCCGCAAUAACCCGUUGGUGGUCGUCAUCGGAUGCACCGGGACCGGAAAGAGCGACCUAGGCGUGGCGAUUGCCAAGAAGUUCAACGGCGAGGUCAUCAGCUGCGAUAGUUUACAGAUUUAUAAAGGAAUGGAUAUCGCGACCAACAAGAUUACCCCGGAAGAAGCCCAAGGAGUUGCUCAUCACUGUAUGUCGUUUGUUGAUCCGGUGUCUUCCUCAUCUUUCACCUCCCCACAAUUCACGGUCCACGACUUUCGCGAAAUGGCGGUCAACAAAAUCAACGAGCUGCACAAAUGUGGAAAGUUGGUGGGACGACCUACUACGCCGAAGCCGUUUUAUUUGAAAACAAUC
Molecule: messenger RNA, 357 nt
Organism: Mesorhabditis spiculigera
Lineage: Eukaryota; Metazoa; Nematoda; Chromadorea; Rhabditida; Rhabditidae
Source: the annotation of a GenBank genome assembly